AUGAAUGUCUUAAAAUCCUUAAGCAAAUAUAUUUGGGGAAACCCUGAUAAUCCUGAACUCAUAAAGAUAACAAAUGGUGAACUUUACCUUGUUAGACCGAACAGUUUAAAAGGAAACCGAGAGUGCAUUUUUCACACCGCUCAAGCUAGCGUUCGGCGUACUGGGACCGAUUGGCAAUAUCAAAUAGUUAUCAGUAGAGUAUUUGAUGAAGGUGAAGAAGAAUUGAUGGAUGAUGAUGAAGAAGAAUUUGAUGAAGAAAAGAUUUUCCUUAUUGAUGAAUCUCUAAGGUUUCGUAAGGGUCAAUUCGAAGGACUCGCCUCAUUCUCUUGGAGGGAUUUAUCCGGAGACCCUGAUGAUUUAUUUGAAUUUGUUUGUGACAUGAAUGUUACCGCGCAUACCGUAAAUACCUUUGAAUUUACAGUGUAUAAUUGUAUGUUUGAACGAAAAUUUCAAUUAUCUCAUGAAGAAGCGACGGAAGAAGGGAUUCAAAGUUUUAUUUACGAGCCAGGAAAGAAAGAUGAUCAAAUUGAUAAGACACCACCAUCAACCCCAAAGAAUGGAAGAACUGGUUCAAAAAGUCCAUAUGCCACGCCAACAUCAGCUAGUACGACUCCGAAGAAGGCGCGAACUGCGGAAAAUCCAUCUACCCCCACAAAGUCGGCCAUUAUAUUAGAGCUUCCUGGCGUCGGCUCGUUCAAGACUGUUUCGAUGAUUGAUGUUGAGGUCGAAUUACACGUCUUUGAUCCACGUACUGCCACAUUUUUAAUGCAAUCACCUCUAGCAACAACGAGCAUUUUAAGAGGGAAUGGUUAUGAAUGUAUCCUUUUGGAUUGGCUUCUUGUUGAGGAUGAAGAUCAAAGGCACGUGAUACAGAGAAUAGAACCGAGAAUGAAUCCGGUGUUCAAUACGACACAUCACUGUUUUAUAUGGGUAUAUUUUGAUGGUAAAAAUUCUAUCUCUUUCAAUGAUGAUAUCCUAGAACAUGAGACUAAUCACCAUUUUGGAUAUUCUUUAGGAAAUAAUCUGAUCCAUUCCUUUUUAAUCAAAUUUCUGGACUCGGAUCAUGAAACCAGCUUUAAAAAGAGAUUCACUUCAGCUAUGUAUGAAACUUUAAACGAGACGAAAGCCAAGGAAGAGGAACAAGAUUAUCUUCUGAAUGCAUAUCAGGAUGAAGAUGUCGAGAUGAGUGAUGCCAGGGAUUCCGAUGAAGAGGAAUCGGAAGAAGAGGAGGAUUCGUCAGAAGAAGACGACGAUGAUGAUAUCAACACCGAAGCUGAAGAAGGAGACGGUGUUAACACCCAACUUACCGUUGGUCAUAAACUUGAUAGAUCUUUUGUUCUUAAGGGCAAUAAAAUUGGUGUAUUCAAACACAUUGACGAUGAUAAGAUAGAAUUUUCUACUAAUAUCAAUAAUAUUAAGACAACUCACGGGAAAAAAUUCAAUCCUUCAAAGAUGAUGUUGCACGAGGGUGAUUCCACCAUGAUUUUGAUGGAUGAAAACGAUGAGCAUAACCUUUACAAGAUGGACCUAGAAUAUGGAAAAGUGGUAGAAGAAUGGAAUGUUCAUGAUAUAAUUCCUGUUGCCAAUAUUUUCCCAAAAAGCAAAUUCGCCCAAAUGACGGGAGAAAAAACAUUCAUAGGUUUAUCACAAAAUUCGAUAUACAGCAUCGACCCUCGCUUGCCGGAUUAUAAAUUGGUUGAUGAAAAGCGUCGGCAGUACGUUACCAAGAAUGAUUUUCUCAGUGGAACCACUGAUGCGAAAGGUCACAUUGCCGUAGGAACUGCUAAAGGUGAUAUCAAACUAUUUGAUUCGCUGGGAAAGAUCGCAAAAACAAAUUUACCUGCCAUGGGAAGUGCUAUCAAAGGAAUCGACGUGACUUCUGAUGGUAAAUGGCUAAUUGCUACUACCGAUAAGUAUUUGCUGUUGAUAAACACAGAAAUCAAAUCCGAUCAUGAAGGUAGGACAGGAUUUGAAAAAAGUUUCGCAAAAACAGAAAAGCCAAAAGCCAAAAGGCUUCAAUUGAAACCGGAACAUUUAGCUCUUAUGAAGCAUGACGUUAAUUUUACGCCGGCAAGAUUUAAUACCGGAGAAUAUGAAACAGAAAGAACGAUUAUCACUAGUACUGGACCAUUUGUUAUCACUUGGAACUUCCGACAAGUCAAACUAGGCAAAUUAAAUGAAUAUCAUAUUAAGCGAUAUAGUGAUGAUGUAGUCGCAGACAAUUUCCGAUUCGGACAAGAUAAGUCAAUCGUUGUUACUUUGCCAUAUGAUGUUACUCUAACCAGAAAGAAACAUUUAUCAACUCCGACAAAAUCAAUCCUUACACCUUCAAUG
Funneliformis mosseae is the source of this 2334-nucleotide messenger RNA. The record is from the annotation of a GenBank genome assembly. NCBI's taxonomy places the organism in Eukaryota, Fungi, Glomeromycota, Glomeromycetes, Glomerales, Glomeraceae.